This is a messenger RNA of Grosmannia clavigera kw1407, 1383 nucleotides long. RefSeq names its product rhamnogalacturonase a precursor. Lineage: Eukaryota; Fungi; Ascomycota; Sordariomycetes; Ophiostomatales; Ophiostomataceae. Gene Ontology annotation, biological process: carbohydrate metabolic process. The record is from RefSeq and is a predicted model, not a curated record. The coding region runs from base 1 to 1383 and encodes 460 amino acids. The transcript is spliced from 7 exons. Gene Ontology annotation, molecular function: polygalacturonase activity.
AUGUCUGUCCGAGCACUUCUGGCCUCGGCCCUGCUUGCUGCCGGCAGCAUGGCCCAGCUCACGGGCUCCGUCGGCCCGCUGACGACGUCUGCCCAAAAGGCCGCCGUCAAGGUGUGCAACAUUCUUGACUACGGCGGUGUUGCCAGCGUCGACACCGACAACGGCGCUGCCAUCACGGCCGCCUGGUCUGCCUGUGCCUCGGGUGGCCAGGUCUACAUUCCAGCCGGUGACUACGGUCUCGCCACCUGGGUCUCGCUCAAGCACGGCACCGGUGUCUCGAUCAACAUCGAGGGCACCAUCCACCGCACAGGCACGGGCGGCGGCAACAUGAUCUUCAUCCAGCUCAGCACAGAUCUGGAGAUCUACAGCGCUACGUCGACGGGUGCCAUCCAGGCCCUCGGCUACGAGUUCCACAAAAACGGCGAGUACGGUGCGCGCAUUCUGCGUCUGUACAAGACGUCCAACUUUAGCAUCCACGAUAUCGCCCUUGUCGACUCUCCCCAGUUCCAUCUGACCCUCGAUACCUGCACGAGCGGUGAGGUCUACAACACUGUCAUCCACGGCGGCUACGAGGGCGGUCUGGACGGCAUCGACGUGUCCGGAAGUAACAUCUGGAUCCACGACGUUGAGGUGUCCAACAAGGACGAGUGUGUCACGGUCAAGAACCCUUCCUCGAACCUCCUGAUCGAGUCUGUCCACUGCAACUGGUCUGGUGGCUGCGGCAUGGGCUCUCUGCCGACGGGCACUAACAUCCACGACAUUGAGUAUCGCAACAUCUACACGCACCACUCCAACAACAUGUACAUGAUCAAGUCGAACGGUGGCGAUGGCACGGUCUACAACUUGGCGCUCAACAACUUUAUCGGCCACACGAACGCGUACAUGCUGCUGAUGGACACGGCCUGGUCCAAGCAGGCCGUCGGCAGCGGCAACGGCGUCGUCUACCACGACAUCUCCGUCAACGAGUGGCACGGAACCGCCCAGAACGGCGUGCAGCGCGCUCCGGUGCGCCUGCUCUGCCCGGCCCUGGCGCCCUGCUACGACGUCAACAUCACCAACUUCUCCGUCUCGAGCGAGGCCGCCUCCAAGGAGCUGUAUAUCUGCCAGAACGCCUAUGGUGAAGGUGCCUGUCUGAAAGAGCUCGAGGCCGGCGCCACCUCGGCUACCGCCUCGUAUGCUGCCACCACCCACCCCCGGACCGUCGCCAGCCCGGCCUUCGCCACUAUGGCCAACGAGCUGGCCAGCGGCUUCGACAUCUCCUCGCCCAUCCCCAUCCCGACCAUCCCGGCCUCCUUCUUCCCCGGAAUCGCACCCAAACCGUCUGCGUUCGGCAGCUGGUCCGGCCGCUGGAACACGGGCUUUAAGGGCAAGAAGGCUGAGUAG